AUGCGUCUCCUCAUCCCAGUGGUGUUGUCUGGCGUCAUCGUCUCUGCGACUGAACUCAAACCGGUUCAAGCCCGUUCGCUCGGUGGUCAGAAGGCGGAUGUCACUACCGAUGGCUACAUCCGAGACGACAAUAAAACGGACAGGAGCGACGAAGAAAGAGGUUGCGCCGAGUUCUUACUGAUGGUCAUCAAGACCUUGUUCAGUGAAUCAGCUCCGACGCUUUCUGCCCAAGUGAAAAGUGCCGAGCAACUUCAACAAGAAAGUAUAGCCUACGCUCAUUAUGAAGUGCUAAAGGCGAUUAACGAGCUGCAGCACGACCCGCAAACGAAAGACAAAAGGCUGGAUGAGGUAUACAACAGCUUGGUUAAUGCAUGGUGGUACAGUGAAUCGACCUUGAGCAGUUUCGCCAGUAGCCCCGAAUAUGCGGCUCUGGUGAGUAUAUUGAAAAGCAUCAACGGUCAUCCCGCUAGUGAUGUUCCCACUGGUGUGGUGGAUAAGCUAGUGAGCAACUUUUCGGCCAGAGAGUUAGAAGAAAUUGCCAAAGGAGCCUUGGCAAGGAGCGAAUCCACCUCGAAGCUACUUGGUCUGGCCAUCAAGGCGAAAUUGAGCGAGAUUCGAGCGCAAGUAGAGGCUCAAAAACACAGCGACGCCAAGUUGAGGGGAAAUCUAGAGCAACAGGGGGAGGCGAAAGUGGCGGACCUUGAUGAGUGGCUUCUUAAAUCCAUAGAUCUGGUGGACACGUCGAAGAUUCCCAAAGAAACAUCGGACACGGUCGUGAAGUCACUACAUUAA
Messenger RNA from Peronospora matthiolae, 792 nucleotides. The record is from the annotation of a GenBank genome assembly. NCBI's taxonomy places the organism in Eukaryota, Oomycota, Peronosporomycetes, Peronosporales, Peronosporaceae.